AAACAUAGUAAAGUCCAGAAUCAAUAAUGUAAUCUUUCAUUCUAAGCAACUACAAAAAUAAGAGGAAAUCAAGUCCUAAUUAAGUAGAAAGAAGAAAAUAAUGAGCAAAAACCAGUGGAGAACAGAUCAUCAAUAAGAUGGCUUUUUGAAAAGAUUAAAAAUUAGUAUAAACUUGUAGCUAGAUUAGUCAGAAAGAAAACGAGAAAAUGCAAGCUACCAAUAUCAAGAAUGUUUGAAACAAAUGACAACGUCCUGGCUCAUGGACUUCUAGUGCUGGCAACAUGUUACCUAGAAGUAUGUAGGUGUAGAUUGUGCUAAACUCUAUGACAGAAUUCUGCAGGGAGGGAGAGAUCCAUUUGGGUUGGGAGAAGCACCUCUGCAAAAAUGUUACCUUCGUCCGCAGAGCUCAACCCGGCGAGACCUCAGCCAGGUUUCUUUCCGGGCCCUGGAGGCAGGUGGCGACCCCGCCCCACGACCAAAGCACCGCCCCCAGCCCCAGCCGCCCUGGUCCUUCCGCGCAGGCGCGUGCUUGGCGCGCAGUGGGGCGCGGCCAGUGGCCAGGCGGGGCAACUGUCCUGCGGGCGCCGAGAGGGUCAGCACGCUUGUGAGGUCCCCUGGGUUGGACCGAACGACGCCGGUACCCAGCGAUGCCGAGGCCAGACCCGGGUGCCUUGCCCCUCUGAGCCGGGCUCUGCGCGGAAGGCACAGAGAGAGGCCAUGGCGGAGCCCUCCGAGCCCGGGCGGCCGGCGUCCGCGGGCAGCGGGAGCCUGGAGGAGGAGGAGGACGAGGAGCGGGAGCCGCUGCUGCCCCGGAUCGUCUUGGCCCAGCCGCCGAAGGGCGCUCCGGGGAGCGCCGUGAGGCUGGUGAAGGCUGCCGAGGAGGAGGGUGCGGCCUCCGCUGGCCAAGCUGGCGACCAGGAACUGCUGCUCCAGCCCCGGGAUGCGUCUCUCUCCCCAUCCCUGGGUUUGGGGCGCCACCGGAGCUCGCCCACUCACCGGGACCGGCACCGCUCCUUGGGUUCAGAGCUGAAUACAUUCUUGGAUGAUCCAGAAUUUGCUGAUACUAUAUUGAAAGCAGAGCAGGCAAUAGAAUUUGGAGUUUUUCCCGAAAGAAUCUCUCAAGGUUCAAGUGGAAGUUACUUUGUGAAGGAUCCUAAGAGGAAAAUUAUUGGUGUGUUUAAACCCAAAUCGGAAGAGCCUUAUGGUCAGCUGAAUCCAAAAUGGACCAAAUACGUUCAUAAGGUCUGCUGCCCUUGCUGCUUUGGCAGAGGCUGCCUGCUUCCCAAUCAGGGGUACCUUUCCGAGGCUGGCGCUUCCCUUGUGGAUGAAAAACUUCAUCUGGACAUUGUACCAAAAACAAGGGUGGUUUGGCUUGUCAGUGAGACAUUCAACUACAGUGCAAUUGACCGUGCAAAAUCUCGGGGCAAAAAGUAUGCUUUGGAGAAAGUGCCGAAAGUAGGUAGAAAAUUUCAUCGGGUAGGACUUCCUCCUAAGAUUGGUUCCUUUCAGCUAUUUGUUGAAGGUUACAAGGAGGCUGAAUAUUGGCUUAGGAAAUUUGAAGCCGACCCUUUGCCUGAGAAUAUUAGGAAACAGUUUCAGUCACAAUUUGAAAGAUUAGUGAUUUUGGAUUACAUCAUCAGAAAUACAGACAGGGGAAAUGAUAAUUGGCUAAUCAAAUAUGAAAAGAAGAAACAAGAAAAAGAAAUUAAGGAAGCAAAAUGGACAAAUGUGGAUAAAGAAUCACUUAUUAAAAUAGCUGCAAUUGAUAAUGGUCUGGCAUUUCCCUUUAAACAUCCUGAUGAGUGGAGAGCGUAUCCAUUUCACUGGGCUUGGCUUCCUCAAGCAAAAGUUCCCUUUUCUGAUGAAAUAAGAAACCUGGUUCUACCAUAUAUUUCUGACAUGAACUUUGUGCAAGAUUUAUGUGAAGAUCUUUAUGAACUUUUUAAGACUGACAAAAGAUUUGACAAAGCCACUUUUGAAAGGCAGAUGUCUGUGAUGCGGGGCCAGAUCUUAAAUCUCACUCAGGCGCUGAGGGACAGGAAGAGUCCGGUGCAGCUGGUGCAGAUGCCUUGUGUGAUCGUCGAGCGCAGUCAGGGCGGAGGCCAGGGUCGGAUUGUCCACCUGAGCAGUUCCUUCACCCAGACCGUCCACUGCAGGAAGCCAUUCUUUUCCUCCUGGUAGCAGACGUCCGAGUAAGAGAAACCAACUGUGUGGCAUUAUUGUGUUAUUGGGACAUGACAGUACCAUAAAGCUGCUGUUGCGAGCUCCAGUUGCCAAAACCUCAAGUAGUAUGUGUCUAAACGGUUAGCUUUUGAAUGUAAUCGAAGUUUACAGGUUUUUAGCCAAAUAUUAAAUUUCUUUUUCAGGGAAGAGGUGAUGCAUCUCCUAUAUCAUAUUUUUGUAGAAAAAUUGUACUUUAUGUUGAUGUGAGUUGAAGAGGUAAUUUCAUAGUUUACACGUUCUGAAAUGACUGUAAUUACUCGAGAACUCCAGAGCUAUGAGGUCUUUGAUGACUUUGAAUACAGUAACUUUUUAUAUGCUUUUUAAACAUUGAAAAGAAUGCUCAUGUUAAUAACUCUUUUUACAUUAUAAGAGGCCUUUGAGGAUGAAACUGCUCUUUAGGAACUUGAAUAGAGUAGUAAUAGAAAAAUAGGUAAGAAUAAAGCAAAGUUGCCUUAAUUUAAAAAGCUGCUGUUUUAGAACUUGAGUAAAUGCUCCUAAAGUUACCAUUAUUAGGGACCAGAAAAUAGUAUUUUGUUUAAGUUAUGGAUAACCAUUUUCUUUUUCGUACGUCAGAAUAUUUUUGGUCAAUUAUUUUGCUAUAGUGAGGAAGAAAAAAAAAAUCUAAAGAUAUCUCCCCAUUUAAAAAAAAAAAUGGAAACACUCAACUUAGACUUGAGGGGAAUAAUAUGAAAUUAAGGUAGAUCUCCAGUACUUUGAAAUUCCAAAACAGCACUAAAAAUUCCCUUCUGUUUCUUGCAUCAGAUCAAUAGUUAAUCUGUUAGUGCCUCAGAGUACUGCUCUGAUUCAGUUGAGUAUUUCACCUAGUAUUAAACCUCACUGAAAGGUAAAUCAUAACUCAGUCUGUAUACUGGAUUGCAUUUUGGGGUCCUAGGAUAUAACCUCUUAAAAAUAAUAGCAGUAUCGUAGGGUACUUGAAUUACUGAUGUUCUUAUAAUUACAGUCAACUUUAGAAUAUCAGCCCCAGUUAAAGAGGAACAGGACAGAGAUAACCAUAAAAUCACUUUUAUUUGAUUCUGAAUAUCAGAAUAUCUGACAUCCUGGGCAUUUGGAGCAUUUUUAACUCAUCAAGUGGUUUAAAUUGAAACAAGCCUAGGGAGUUCCCUCUGUGGCUCAGCAGUAACGAAUCUGACUAGCAUCCGUGAAGACAUGGGUUCAAUCCCUGGCCUCACUCAGUGGGUUAAAGAUCCAGUGUUGCUGUGAGCUGUGGUAUAGGUCACAGAAGCAGCUCAGAUCUGGCGUUGCUGUGUGAGGCCGUAAAAAAUAAAUAAAUAAAUAAAUAAAUAAAUAAAAUUGAAAUAAGCCCAAUAUGAAGAUUUGAUACCAAAGAAGCAGAAGCUUCAUUUUCUCCUUAGCCUCCAAACAAAUAACUUCACCACUUAGACUAAAACUGGGCAGUUUGUGGUUCUGGCCUUUUGUUUUUUAAGCUUUCUGUCCUGUAUUUUUUAAAAGGAAGUGACUUUUUGGAGUUCCUGUCAUGACUCAGCGGUUAACGAAUCCGACUAGCAUCCAUGAGGACGUGGGUUCAAUCCCUGGCCUCAUUCAGUGGAUCCGGCAUUGUUGCCGUGAGCUGUGGUGUAGGUCACAGACGCAGCUCGGAUCUGGUGUUGCUGUUUCUGUGGAUAGGUCCGUGGCUACAGCUCCAGUUGGACCCCCAGCCUGGAAAUGUACAUAUGCCGCGGGUGUGGCCCUAAAAGACAAAAAAAAAAAAUUAAUGAUUUUUAUGUAAAAAGUAUUUCCUGAAGGUAAAAUUAGGAUGGUCGUUAGACUUGCCGUUCUCCUUUCCUUCCCAUCUCUCUCUUGGUCUUCAUGGACGAGACAAGUGAGAAAACCGCUGUCCUAGUAGAAAGCCUUGGGCAACCUCUGCUCUCCUACCUCCCCCCAUGCUCCAUGCUCAUAAUGUUGAGAUAAUGGAAAAAGUGACUGGAAAUUCCAAACCCAGGCUACUCUCUUUAGCUAAAUGCCAGUAAUUAAAAUGUGCCUUUUGAAGAUGUGUUCUUAAUGGGAUCAGUGGUUAUGAUGGGGGUACUGCUUUCAUAAAACAUUUUUUUUUCAGUAUUUUGAGAACUGCUUAUAUUAAUUUUUAUAAUAGAAACUUCGUAAGUUGCUACUGUUUUAUAUCCUACAAUUAAAAUAGUGUGGAAAUAUUUUUAAAUGGUCUGACCAGACCAGAAAAGUAAAGUUGAGAUAUUUAAGAUGAGAUUACAAGUCAAGUACAGUGAUUAUUUUUGUAAAUUUUCAUGGACUUCAUUCUUAUUUAAAUAUUGUGUUCAUUUUUUCAGUGAGUAUAUUUAUAGUGUCAAACAUGGUAGACUAGAGGUAAUAAAAAUCAUUGUCUUAAGACUAGAUUUCUCCCGAAGUGUGUAUAUUGUCUAUUUGGAAUGUUUGUGAACACACUGAUAAGUGAUGCCAAAAUAUCAUUUUCGUACUUCAUGUGUUAGUAGUAAAGUUUAAUUCUUUAUCACCCCAAAGGAUGUAUUUAACUGAAAUCUUUAUAAUUCAGUUUUUUUUCAAAUACAUGCUGCCUUACUCUCCCCCAAUUUUGUCAGCAAUUGAAGACUGUGGAAACUUUUUUUUUCCAGUCUCGGGAAGAAUUCGAUUCACAACAUUUCUUUUAAAUUUAGAGUUUUGUACUAAUGGAAUUAAAGCCUUAUUAAAAAGCA
Messenger RNA from Sus scrofa (pig), 4904 nucleotides. RefSeq names its product phosphatidylinositol 4-kinase type 2 beta (gene PI4K2B). The record is from RefSeq and is a predicted model, not a curated record. Gene Ontology annotation, cellular component: lysosomal membrane; plasma membrane; trans-Golgi network. Gene Ontology annotation, molecular function: 1-phosphatidylinositol 4-kinase activity. Lineage: Eukaryota; Metazoa; Chordata; Mammalia; Artiodactyla; Suidae. Gene Ontology annotation, biological process: phosphatidylinositol phosphate biosynthetic process; Golgi organization; endosome organization.